AUGUUCUCACGAAAUAAGGACUCCUCCUCGACGCUGCUCCCGACCAGCUUUCGGUCGCGGUUGAAGUCCAGCAUGUCGUCGUCAGCCAAGAUUCGCUCUUCCGAGGGAUGCUGGACCUGUCGCUUGCGUCGCAAGAAAUGCGAUGAGGCUCGUCCCGUCUGCGAGGGCUGUGCUUCGCUGGAGAUCACCUGCUACUACAGCGAGACCAAACCCGACUGGAUGGACGGCGGCGAGCGUCAGAAGGAGAUGGCCGACCACCUCAAGAAGCAGGUCAAGGUCCAGGCGAAUAAUCGCCGCGAAAGGAAGUAUCUUCAGAGCCUCGACGUCGAAGGUGGUCUUGCCCACGGUCACGGCCAUCACGACGACUCGGAUGGCGAGCACGUACCCUCGGUCCCCGCUCUGAGUGCCGAUGGCGGCUCGUCCAAGGAGGUCAGUUCAGCCAGUCCGUCAACCGUUCACGACACUCCCGGGGACUCAUCUAGCCCGGCAUUUCACAUGGAGACGGUCAAGUCGUCCAUCUCCGAGAUCGUGCCGGGCUCGUCGCCGAAUCAGAUGCGGCAGCACACCCCAGACUGGAACAACAACCCUAGCCCCGGAUCGUUGAAGCCGUCUCCGGAUACGGACCCCACCCAACCAUUCCCGGACGACUCCAACCUAGGCUUCAUUAUGAUUUACCUCGACUAUGUUUUCCCUUUUCUAUUCCCCUUUUACAAGCCCGCGCUGCUGGAGGGCGGCCGUGGCUGGUUGCUUAACGUCCUCAACCACAACAAGGCCCUGUAUCACACCGCACUUGGCCUCUCGUCCCACUUCUUCGGUGUGGUCCUCAACGGCGCCCAGGUCGAACACACGCCAUGCAGGGUAAGGAGCGUCGCCAGUCUCCAACACCAACUAGAUCUCGCCCUCAAGGAACUCCGCGCCGACAUGGCCGCCAUCAACGAGACCGGCGUGCAGAACCAGCUCCGCCAAACCUGUCGCGUGCUCGAGAGCAUCGUCCAGCUGCUCAUCUUCGACGUCACCCUGGCCUCCAACGACCAUUGGCAGAUGCAUCUGGACGCCGCCACCAUCGUUUUCCAACAGAUCCUGCUGCGGCCAGAAGACUGGGACCCUACAAUGCUUCACAUGGCUAUCCCCUUAUUACAGGGCAUCCCCUUCCCACCGGGCUCACACAAGCCGUGGAGCGCCGACCAGGCGGCUCUUCGCUUUUUCACGGCGUCGCUACUGUACUUCGACAUCGUUUCCGCAACCACCCUCGAGCGUCCGCCCAAGCUGCAAGGCUACCACCACUACCUACUCAGCCCUAGGAAAGAGGAAUGCCUCGAGAUUGAGCCACGGCUGAGAUUAGAAGAGUACUUUGGCUGUCAAAGCUGGGUCCUCCAGCUCAUCGGCGAGAUCGCAUCCCUGGACGCGUGGAAGAAGGAAACACGCCGCGCCGGGUCGCUAUCCAUGACCCAUCUCGUUUCCCGCGCGGCCUGCCUCGAGCUCGCCCUCCGCGAAGGCAUCGCGUGCAUGGAUAACCAGUGCCCCCAGCUAAUGGGCUCCGACGAACUCGCCUGCCGGGCCGGGGCGUGCAACAUGACGGAUUACCCGCCACCUCACCCGACGCACGUCGACACCACACGGCUACCCCCCGACCCGCUGACGCUGUACCGGAGCCAGCAGACCAGAGACGACGUCGAGGCGUCCAAGAUCCACACAAAGAUCUGGGCCUUCGCCGCCCUCACCUAUCUGUCGACGGUCGUGUCCGGAUGGCAACCGUCCUGCCCCGAGACCGCCAGCAGCGUGACGGCAACAAUCGAGCUCCUCGACUCGCUCCACGGUCCCGUCUGCCUACGGACGGUCGUCUGGCCGUUCUGCGUCAUCGGCUGUCUCGCCACGCCCAGCCAGGAGAGCAUGUUCCGAGACAUGGUCGGCAAGAUGGGCGCCCUCGAAGUGUUCGGCUCCAUCACGGCCGCGCUUGCCGUCAUGGAGAACGUCUGGGCGCGCCGCGACACCAUUGACGAGUCGUGGGAUCUCGCGGCGUGCUUCAAGGUCCUCGGCCACCCUGUGCUGUUGACAUGA
Molecule: messenger RNA, 2058 nt
Organism: Colletotrichum truncatum
Lineage: Eukaryota; Fungi; Ascomycota; Sordariomycetes; Glomerellales; Glomerellaceae
Product: C6 transcription factor
Biological process (GO): regulation of DNA-templated transcription
Molecular function (GO): zinc ion binding; DNA-binding transcription factor activity, RNA polymerase II-specific
Source: RefSeq, a predicted model, not a curated record